Messenger RNA from Kuraishia capsulata CBS 1993, 1545 nucleotides. RefSeq lists its product as uncharacterized. Gene Ontology annotation, biological process: SRP-dependent cotranslational protein targeting to membrane, translocation; SRP-dependent cotranslational protein targeting to membrane. NCBI's taxonomy places the organism in Eukaryota, Fungi, Ascomycota, Pichiomycetes, Pichiales, Pichiaceae. Gene Ontology annotation, molecular function: GTP binding; ATP hydrolysis activity; GTPase activity. Bases 1 to 1545 code for a protein of 514 amino acids. Gene Ontology annotation, cellular component: cytosol; signal recognition particle, endoplasmic reticulum targeting. The record is from RefSeq and is a predicted model, not a curated record. The transcript has a single exon.
AUGGUGUUAGCCGAUUUGGGACGCAGAAUCAACUCUGCAGUGGCGGAUGUGUCCAAAGCAAACGUGGUGGAUGAAAGCGUGAUUAGUGGACUCUUAAAAGAGAUCUGUAAUGCGUUGCUGGAGUCGGAUGUCAACGUCAAACUGGUUUCUAGACUCAGAAACAAGCUCAAGGCCACAAUAGACGCUCAAGACAAGCCUGGUGUGAAUAAGAAGAAGCUGAUCCAGAAGGCGGUUUUUGACGAGCUAUGUGAUUUGGUGGACUGUCACCAGAGUGAGAUUUUCAAACCCAAGAAGAAACAAACCAAUGUCGUGAUGUUCGUGGGUCUUCAAGGUGCUGGUAAGACUACGUCGUGUACCAAACUGGCGGUUUACUACCAAAGAAGAGGAUUCAAGGUUGGUUUGGUGUGUGCUGAUACCUUCAGAGCAGGUGCUUUUGAUCAGCUCAAACAGAAUGCCACCAAGUCCAAGAUUCCAUACUACGGUUCUUACACGGAGACUGAUCCCGUUAAGGUUGCAUUCGAUGGUGUUGAGAAGUUCAAGAAAGAGAAGUUUGAGAUCAUAAUAGUGGACACUUCUGGUCGUCACAGACAGGAGGCCGAGUUGUUCGAGGAAAUGGUUCAAAUUGGCGAGGCCGUCAAGCCCAAUCAGACGAUCAUGGUUCUGGAUGCUUCCAUUGGUCAGGCCGCUGAAGCCCAGUCGAAGGCUUUCAAGGAGUCUUCGAAUUUUGGUGCUAUCAUACUGACUAAGUUGGAUGGUCAUGCCAAGGGAGGUGGAGCCAUCUCUGCUGUUGCCGCUACAGAAACCCCAAUUGCCUUCAUCGGUACCGGUGAACACGUCCAUGACUUGGAAACUUUCUCGCCAAGACAGUUCAUUUCCAAGCUACUGGGAAUAGGUGAUAUUCAAGGUCUGAUGGAACAUGUUCAGUCUUUGGACCUGGACCAGAAGGACUCUAUGAAGAAUUUUUCGGAGGGAAAAUUCACCCUGGAGGACUUCCAGACCCAAAUGGGCAACAUAAUGAAGAUGGGUCCUCUUUCAAAGCUUACAAGCAUGUUGCCAGGAGGCCUUGGCCAGAUGAUGAGCCAGGUUGGCGAUGAAGAGACGUCCAAGAGAUUAAAGCGUAUGAUCUACAUUAUGGACUCUAUGACGAAACAGGAGCUCAAGAGUGAUGGAAAGAUUUUCAUCGAAGAACCAACUAGAAUUCUGAGAGUUGCUAGAGGUUCGGGAACUUCAGUCACCGAAGUUGAGCUGGUGCUCAUGCAGCAGAAGAUGAUGGCCAAGAUGGCAUCUAGCACAAAGGGAAUGAUGGGUGGUCCAGGAGGAGCAGGAAUGCCUGGCGGAGCAAUGAACCCCGCCAAUAUGCAAAGAGCAAUGCAGCAGAUGAGAUCGAACCCAGGUAUCAUGCAGAACAUGCAGAAUAUGUUUGGAGGAGCCAUGCCUGACAUGAGUCAAAUGUUCCCCAAUGGUAUGCCUAGUCAACAGGACAUGAUGGGGAUGAUGAACAACCCCCAGAUGAAACAAAUGAUGAAGCAGUUUGGAAUGGGUUGA